This is a messenger RNA of Cicer arietinum (chickpea), 2279 nucleotides long. RefSeq names its product zinc finger BED domain-containing protein DAYSLEEPER-like. Lineage: Eukaryota; Viridiplantae; Streptophyta; Magnoliopsida; Fabales; Fabaceae. The record is from RefSeq and is a predicted model, not a curated record. Gene Ontology annotation, molecular function: DNA binding; protein dimerization activity.
AAACCCUUGAUUGCCUUCUCUACUGGGUUCGGCCGUUUCAACGUCGAUUCCCUUAAAACCCAUCAUCACUACAGCCUCUCUCUCUCUCUCUCUCUCCAAACACUUACACAUAUUAGUAAGAAGAGAUUCACUUGUUUGUUUUUCAAUCACUCAACGACGUCGUUUUCCUCUUCCGCCGCCCUGAACACAAGCCAAUAAGCUGAAGAGAAAGAAGGCUAUCGUGUGAGAAUACUUCAGUGUGGAAACUGUUGGAGCUGGAUGUACAAAAGCUUACUAUAACAGUGAAAAAAGUCAUUUUCUUAUAUAACCGAUUUAAAACUGGCUGGAACAAAUCAUUUGUAAAGACACACUUCUUUUGGAAUCUGUCAAGUAAUGCAGCAGAAAAGCGAACAAAACUCAUCUCCCCAAAAUGGUUGUCUGCAGGAUGCUGCCAAACCAUCCAAGAAAAGGCAAAGAGCUAAUGGUAUCUUAUUUGAUCAGGAGCGUUGCAACCAUGACAUUGCUAAAAUGACAAUUCUACAUGAUUAUUCUCUUGAUAUUUUGAAACACCCGGGUUUCGUUGAUUUCGUGCAGACUCUUUGUCCCCAGUUCAAUCCAUCAUGUUUGAAUUCCGUUGAAGGGUUUUGUGUUUCUAUGUACCUCAGAGAGAAGCAAAAUCUGUUAGAUCUCAUUAAUAGGAUUCCUGGACGACUCAACCUGACGUUGGACUUGUGGACUUCAAACCAGUCAACAGGGUAUGUUUUUAUUCGAGGACACUUCAUUGAUAGCGAUUGCAACUUACAUCAUCCUAUUCUCAAUGUUGUUACAGUACCUUUUUGCGAUUCCGAUGAUUCCCUAACCCAAGCCGUAAUGACCUGCUUAUCUGAUUGGCAUUUGGAGGGUCGGGUACUUACCCUUGCAGUCGAUAAAUCUUUCGCAAGUGAGAGUGUGAAGGUAAAUUUGCAAGGCCAUCUCUCUGUUAAUAACCAUGUGAUUCUCAGUGGUCAGUUAUUAAACCAGAAUUGUUAUGCCCGUGUUCUCAGUCGCCUUGCACUAGAUGCACUACAAGCAAUGGGAGAAACUAUUAGCAAAGUUCGUAAGUGUGUGAAAUUUGUGAAAUUUUCUGAAUCUCAUGAAGAGAAGUUUAUUGAGCUUAAACAACAACUUCAAGUACCUAGUUUGGUGAACCUUUUGAUUGAUGACCGAUAUAAAUGGGAUACAACAUACCAUAUGCUCGUAGCUGUCUGUGAAUUAAAGGAAGUCUUCGCUUGCUUUGAUACCACUUGUCCCGAUUUCACAAUGACUCUAACUAUGGACGACUGGAAUCAGGUUGAAACUCUCCGCACAUAUUUGAAGUAUUUGUAUGAUGCAGCUCAAGUUUUAACUGCCAGACCGCACCCAACUGCGAACUUAUAUUUUCACGAAGUCUCAAAACUUCAUAUGGAGUUGACCAAUGCAGCCUUUGGUCAUGAUCCUUUUCUCAGUAGUUUGAUUUUGCCUUUGCACAAGAAUUUUGAUCAGUAUUGGACAGAAAGCUGUCUCAUGUUGGCAGUUUCUGUAGCCGUGGACCCGAGGCAUAAAAUGAAACUUGUGGAAUCCACCUUCGCUAAGAUAUUUGGAGAUAAUGCCGAACCAUGGAUAAGAAUAGUUGAGGAUGGCCUUCAUGAACUAUUCAUUGAUUAUAACACUGAUAUGCUUCAUUUUACGGCAUCAAUUGGCGAUGAAGGGGAUGAUAUUAUGUCGAGGACAGAACCAUAUGAAGGGCCAGUUGAUGGUUCUCUUUUUGUUGAUGAAGGUGGAAUUUCCGACUUUGAGUUUUUUAUAUCUGAUUUUACUUGUAUGCAGCAAUUCAAGUCGGAAUUGGAUGAAUAUUUGGAAGAACCUCUUCUGUCCGAUGUAAAAGAAUUUGAUAUUCUGAGUUGGUGGAGAGUAAAUCAACCGAAGUAUCCAACACUAUCUAGACUCGCAUCUGAUAUUUUGUCAAUGUCGAUAUCCACUGUGUCUGCAGAUUCUGUUUUUGACACAGAAAUUAGAAAAAUGGAUAACUACCGUAGUUCGUUAGACUCUCGUACUCUUGAAGCCCUUAUUUGUGCCAAGGACUGGCUCCGAUAUAAAUCUAUACCUAAAAAUGUUUCAAAUACACUUGAGAAAAUGAAACUUUAGAAGGAAGUGAUAGAAUCUCAAGUAACUACUAGGUAUUCGUUCAAAUUUUGAAACAAUUGUUCAGGUCAAUUAAUUUGUGUGAUAAUUGUCAAUAUAUGUUUUUAUAGAAUAGAUAGAUAUUGAUUCUAUUCGAACUU